Onychostoma macrolepis is the source of this 3995-nucleotide messenger RNA. Its product is annotated as integrin alpha-M-like. Gene Ontology annotation, biological process: cell-matrix adhesion; integrin-mediated signaling pathway; cell-cell adhesion. Gene Ontology annotation, cellular component: integrin complex; external side of plasma membrane. Gene Ontology annotation, molecular function: integrin binding. Lineage: Eukaryota; Metazoa; Chordata; Actinopteri; Cypriniformes; Cyprinidae. The record is from RefSeq and is a predicted model, not a curated record. The coding region runs from base 64 to 3636 and encodes 1190 amino acids. The transcript is spliced from 30 exons.
AACACACGCCCUGCGAGGGUGAGAAACGCCGUGUUAAGGAGGAAAUGAGUUUGUCAUGAAGAAAUGAACAGGAAGAUGUUUGUCACACAGACGAGCAGCAGCAGGAUGGAGGCGCUCGGCUUGAUUCUCUUCAUGUGGGCGUCUCUUUCAGAAGCCUUCAACAUCGACACUGAACAUCCACUGAGAUUUAACGGCACGCCGGAGGAUUUCUUUGGUUACAGCGUUUACCAGACGGAGUUUGGAAACAGGAAGCAGAUCAUUGUUGGAGCUCCAUUACAAGGGAACUCAACAGGGGAGAUGUACAGCUGCUCUGCAGAUCUGCAGUCCUGCAAACGUCUGCAGCGUCCAGGUUCAGAGAGCGUCCGCUUCUUCGGCAUGUCUGCUGCUGCGUCGUCUGCUGCUCUGACUAGCUGCAGUCCGUAUGUUCCUCAUGAGUGUGAUGGAAACUCCUAUCUGAACGGCAUUUGCUACCAGUUCAACAGCAGCUUACAGGCCGUCUCCAACUUCACCGCUGCUUACCAAGAAUGCACCAAGAGAGAAGUCAAUCUGGUGUUUCUCUUCGAUGGAUCCAGCAGUAUGAAAACACCUGAGUUUGAAUUGAACAAAUACUUCAUUAAAGAUGUUAUGAAAAAACUUUCAAACUCAUCCAUAAAGUUUGCUGCUGUCCAGUUUUCAAAAAAUGUACGAACUGUGUUUGACUUCAACGAUUAUCAGAACGGCUUCGCUGAACAGAAACUCAUGAAAGAGAAACACAUGCAAUCUCUCACAAACACACACAAAGCAAUCAACUACGUUCUAAGUAAUCUCCUGAAUAACGUGUCGUCUGGAGCUGAUCUCAACGCUACGAAAGCUCUGGUGAUCAUCACAGAUGGAGACCCCAGUGAUAAUGAUGAUAAUAAUGUCCUCAGCAGAUGUGAUAAGCAGAAUAUCCUCCGUUACAUCAUCGGGGUGGGAAACCUCGAUUUAACUAAACUCGUUCAGCUGGCAUCAGAACCAAAACACAACAACACCUUCUACAUUCAAAACUACAGAGGACUCGAAGGACUUCUUGACAACCUGCAAAAAAAGAUCUACAACAUUGAAGGGUCAAAGGAAGCGCUCGGUAGAGACAGACAGAGAGAGUUAUCACAGAGUGGAUUCAGUGUCAUCUACCAGGAGGACUCUGUGAUCGUGGGUUCGGUCGGAUCGAAUGACUGGCGUGGAGCUCUGUAUGAAGUGACGGGAUCAGAGUUCAGAGAGACAGAGAUCAUCGAUCCAGCUGUAAAUAAAGACUCGUACAUGGGUUACUCUACUGUGCUGGGAAUGAGAAACGGCAUCUCUCUUCUGUUCUCUGGAGCGCCGCGGGCCGAACACACGGGUCUGGUGACCCUCUUCACCAAGAACCAAAACACAUGGACAGUGACGAGGAACAUCAGCGGAGAACAAAUUGGCUCAUAUUUCGGAGCGUCUCUGAGUCUGUUGGAUGUGGACUCUGAUGGAGACUCAGAUUUCCUUCUGGUCGGAGCUCCAUUGUUUUACCAGUCUCAGCCGAGGGCUGAAGGGAGGCUGUACAUCUACGCUUUAUUAGAGCAGUAUUUUCAGAAGACGCUCAAUGUGAGCGAAUCCACCACAGGCAGAUUUGCUGCGUCUGUGGCUCCACUAAAGGACCUGAAUGGAGACAGUCUGUCAGAUGUGGCGGUCGGGGCGCCGCUGGAGAAUGGAGGAGUCGUCUACAUCUAUCUGGGCCACAGGAGGCAUGGCAUAAACCCUGAACACGCUCCUCAGCGGAUCCCAGCGCGGUCGGUUCUGCCCGGUCUGCAGCAGUUCGGAGUGUCUCUGUCCGGUCAGAUGGACAUGAACGAUGAUAAUCUGACAGAUAUCGUGAUCGGAGCACAAGGAGGGAUCGUGCUGCUCAAGGCUCGGUCUGUGAUGUCUGUAUCUGCGCAGCUCAGUUUCAGUCCAAAGGAAAUCAGCUUGAACUACUUUGAAUGUCCGAGUGACAACACAUUUAGCGCAUUUGAUCUCACGUCAUGUUUCACAGUGAACGAGCGCACCAGCAGCACAGGAUCUCUGGAGAAGAAGCUGAAUGUUUCUCUGAAUCUGAACGUGGACGUGGUACGACGAAUGAGUCGAGGAUUCUUCGAUCCGAUGGAUUCGUCAUCCAGGACUCUGCAGCAGUCCGUCCUGCUGGAUUCUGGGUCCUCCUGUUUUAACUUCUCUAUCUUCAUGAUGGUACGUGUCGUCUAUCACAGCUCCAGCCAAUCACAGAGCUUCGUUCUAACAGGGAAUGUUGUGUUUUUUCAGCGCUGUGUUGCAGACACAGUCUCUCCUCUGAAGAUACGAAUGAAUUUCUCACAAACUGAGAUGUUGUCUGGAAACUCUACGGCUGUUCUUGAUGUUCACAGCAGGACGGAGGAGUAUGUCGAGGUGCCGUUUCAAAGGAACUGUAAUUCAAACAACAGCUGUGUGGCCGAUCUGAAGCUGAACUUCAGUUUUACGAACAACACGUUAGUGGUGGUGAAUCAAGCUCAUUUCAGCAUCCUCGUAUUACUGGCAAACCCAGGCGACGACUCCUUCAACACCAGCAUAGUGCUGCAUUACCCAGAAGGCCUCUCGCUCUCAAAAUUUGAGGCUGUUAAGCCGAGUCGGACUCGAAGCAGCUGUGGUGAUCGAGACAGCGGUGCUACGAACAGAACAACCUGCAGCAUCAAUCUACCGGUGUACCGCAGCGGCACCACAACUCAGUUUCUGGGAACUUUCCGUGUGACGAAAUGGGAUCAUGACUGGUCUGACCGGAUGGAGAUGAUGAUCACUGCCAACAGUGAUAACAAUGGAAACAUGAGUGAUACGGUGGUGAGGAGCAGCGUCCCGGUGCAGUUCGCCGUUGAUCUGGCGAUCAGUCUAGCGGCUGAAGACUCUGUGACGUAUCUGAACUUCUCUCUGGAGGACAGAGGUCCAAAACCUCUCAACAUCAUCUACAAGGUGGAGAAUCUGGGUGUUAAAGGUCUGCCGGUGUCGGUCUCGCUCACUCUGCCCUGUCAAACUACACAUGUGAUUUUAACACCUCACAACUUCAGCAUGCAGGAGAACUCUUCAGUGCAGUGCAGCAAGUCAGAUCGACGGGACGGUCACUGCGGGAGGUUUGAGUGUCCUCCGUUUCAUCUGCAGAAAUUUUCAGCCGUUCACUUCAACCUGAUCGCAGACGCAAAACUCCACAACGUGAAGGAAUACGAGAGCAAAUAUUCCUUCUAUGAGUUCAGGAGUGAUUAUGAGUUCAACAUCAGCGCUGAGCUCCACUACAACACGAGCCGCUACAACCAGACUUCAACCGGCCUGAAGGACAAUCCCCACAGAUACCAGACUACAGUGGAGGCGGAGUUUGUGGUUCCUCCCAGUCGACUGCUGAUCGUAGGCACUGGUGUAGUGGGCGGGUUCAUCUUGCUCAUUAUCAUAUUGUUCCUUCUGCUGAAGUGUGGGUUUUUCAAACGAAAUCGCCCUGAAGAGUUUGUUCAAGAGGAUGAAUAUGUAAGUUCUGUUGAAGACUCUCCUCUCAUGAAUGUGAAUACUAAAGAAAACGGAGUCGGUGAGAACAACAGCACAGAGAAAGAGAAUGGAGAGGCCAGCCCCAGUCCUGACCCUCCAAACACUGACGAAUAAACCUCACUUUAUUCCAACGCAACAAACGAUGUUUGAUGGAGCUGAAAAUGAUCUUUUAAUGGUCUAGUUGUAUGAAUAUAUGAUUUAAGGUUCAGUAUGUUUAAUUCAGUGAUAUGCAGCUAUGUCUUGUUUCCAGUGACUUAAGUUGUAGCUUAUUUAUAAUAACCCAGUUUCAUUCUGAUAUUUACUUUUAUGGGGCUUUUUCUAUAAAAAAUAUUGCGUUAUUAUAGUUUUUUUUAUUAAUUUCAAGUACAAUUAGAUUUAUUUUUUUCAUCUUCAUCUAUCUUUUUAAUCUCAAAGAAAGUGUUCUGUAAAUAACCUUCACUAUAAGUAUGAAUUAAUUAAUUAAUUAAAUGAGA